AUUGACUUCUUCAUCAUCCAAUAUUAACGAGCAUGCCGGACCAAGCUCUCAACCGAGCGAUGCAUCGUGCUCCACCGAUCCGCGCGCACUCCGACUCGUCGGAGUCUUCCCGUCGAAGUCGCUCCCGCCCCGGCAGCACACAUAUGUCCAGUAAGCCCUCGCCAUUCCACAACCUGCUCAAGGCCCGCCAGCGUCGACGCACUUUCAGCGGUACGUCGGGAGAGUUCAACGAGAUGCUCAACCUGGAGUGUAGCACAGCCAAGUCGGUUGAAGUGUUUCAUGGUGAGGCCAGAGGCAUCCUGCAUGGCAUUUUCUUCUUCCUGCUGCUGCGCUUCGUGCUGGCGCUUGUGGUCGCUGUGGGCGCGGUGGGGAUAGCUGCGGUGAUCAUUCUCAUGGUCAAGGAGCCCAACGCGUCGCUCACGAGCUACUUGCUCUUCUACUCAUGAGAGGAUUAAGUCGCCAUUUACGGCUCGUCGACACAGAGUAGGUAGCUGAUAUGGUAUUUAUUUGGUAGUCACGUUGAGACAGUUCACGCACCAUGGGUGAAUUCUGUCCAGAUUCCACCCUUCC
This is a messenger RNA of Phytophthora infestans T30-4, 570 nucleotides long. RefSeq lists its product as uncharacterized. The transcript has a single exon. NCBI's taxonomy places the organism in Eukaryota, Oomycota, Peronosporomycetes, Peronosporales, Peronosporaceae. The record is from RefSeq and is a predicted model, not a curated record. The coding region runs from base 33 to 446 and encodes 137 amino acids.